CAGCCUCUAAAUAAAACUUCAAUCGAACAAAUAUUUUCAGAGCAGCAGGCUAUCCCCGUCAAAGUCUUUGGCUUCCUGAAGCUGAACUGCUGAAUGCGUAUUUUUUCAGUUUUUUAUUUUCUCUAGAAAAAUGGAUAGCAGAAGCAAUGGAGAACUCCCAGGCGAUCACCCAGACUUUCACCGCGACUCUCACACUGCGGCGCCGUCGGGGCACUCCUGCGAGUCAAUCACUCAAAGUAACGGCAGUACCGGAAGAAAAUUUCCCGGGGACGCCCACCACCACCACCGUCAGCGCUGCUACCAGCAGCCGCAUGAGCACCAGAACAGUUACUCUGACAAUCACCACCAUCAAAACCCAAAUGUCGAGCCAAAUAAUUCCGUUAAUGGCGCAGCCAGUCGCAACUUCAGCCAUUCUCCGCAUACAUCAGGGCGUAAAAGGCCUCUCCCCCACUCACAACCACCGCCUUUUUCUGAUGGAUUAGAAGGCGGGGGAUUUGUUAAGCUAUAUGUUGGAGGAGUUCCAAGAACAGCUACCGAAGAAGAUAAUGUUUCAUAAGCAUUAAUGUUGGCAGUUGCCCCAUUCAACUCCAGAUUCGACACAUCUUUGGUGAGUACGGGCAUAUUGUUGAGGUUAUUCUCCUCAAGGAUAAAAAGACUGAUCAUAAACAAGUGAGUUGUUUUGUGAAGUUUAGAACACUGGAUGAUGCUGAUCGAGCAAUCGUAGCAUUACAUGAUCGGCACACCAUCCCUGGGGCUCACUGUCCAUUACGAGUUAGGUACGCCGAGGGGGAGCGAGAACGGCUAGGCAGUUUUGGUGAACAUAUACACAAACUAUAUGUUGGUGGCAUGAACAGACAAACUUCCAAAAGGGAAAUUGAUGAAGUAUUUUCCCGGUAUGGGAUUAUUGAAUCAAUUUUCCUUGUACGUGACCGCGAUGAUCAAAAGCAAAGUCGGGGAUUUGCUUUUGUUCAGUUCUCUCGUAGAGACAUGGCAGUUGCUGCAAUCAGUGCACUACAUGGGACCUACACAAUGAGGGGUUGUGAUCACCCUUUGAUUGUUCGCUUUGCUGACCCCAGGAAGCCUAGAUUGGGAGACUCUAGAGCGGCAUCUUGUAUCAAUGAACCUUUUGGUGGACAUAUGCCACCAAAUUCAAUGAGCCCAAAGCAGUCUCCAAUUGUUGGAAACACGCAGCAAACAGUAAUGAAUUUUUAUGCUGUACCGGAGCAAGCUUUUCCUUCGACGACAUCUUCUGCUAACAAGUCACCUUCAGAUGCUGACUGUGAAUGGAGCGAACAUAUAUGUCCUGAUGGGUAUCCAUAUUACUACAACUGCAUGACGUGUGAGAGCCGGUGGGAGAAACCUGAGAACUAUGCACGCUAUGAGAAACAACUUGAGAUGCUUGAGGAUCAACAAAUUGCACAACCCACCACCGGGGAGGGGGUUGAAAUGGAUGUUCAAAGGCAGCCAUCUACCAAGGAACUAUGGAAACUUUCAUUAUCUACAGAAAAUGCUGCUAAUGUAAUGACUGGAAAAUCUUGUUCUAAUCGAGUCACUUUCAGUAGCACAUCACGCACUUAUCAGUCACAAUCAUCACAACUUUGAAAUUCAAUCAUGUGAUUGCAUUAGGUUCAGAUGCCAUUUACUUCAAGAUGCCAUUUUUGUGUACUAUGUAUUUUCAAAAACCUAAUUAUUGAACACAUACACAGAUGCAAGCAAGCCCAGCAGUUUCUCCAGCUUAUGUAUGAAUUUCAUACUGAUUUACUGGUCAACAUCACCUAAAGGGAUUUGGACUCUUAAGACUAGGAAGGACCAAGUGUUGCGAUUGCUGGUAAUUGAUUUAUGCAAAUAUGAACUAACCUUACCAGCAAUAGACAUCACUGUUAUUGCUUCUGGUGUCUUUCUUUAUAUCCUUGUGUAGUUGUGUAGGAGGAGAUAUCACUAGGAGUUUUUAGAGAGAUAUGUGUGUGUCAGUAUGUGUAUACAGUAUUAUGUAUCGAUAUAUUAUCUUCUUUUAUGUACUGCCCUAUUGAAGCUGUUUGAUGCUACUACGUUUAGUAUUUUAUUCCUUUCUGUUAUUGUCCAA
Cuscuta epithymum is the source of this 2083-nucleotide messenger RNA. NCBI's taxonomy places the organism in Eukaryota, Viridiplantae, Streptophyta, Magnoliopsida, Solanales, Convolvulaceae. The record is from the annotation of a GenBank genome assembly.